AUGGACAGCGAAGUCAAGUACACCGAUAGGUUUCUAAAACUGAACAGAGACUCUUCCGUGGAAGAAUCGAAAAUGGCUUAUGAUGAAAUGGCGCCAAGCUGGGAGAAGGUAUAUAAAUGCCGCGAUAAAUGGAUUACUGUUCUGUGGUUUCGGGAGUUAUACUUUACUUUUUUGACCUAUAAAAAAGAAGACAAUGUCAGCUUAUUUAAAAAGUUGACCUGCCCCUUAAAUUUGAAGGAGAAUUAGAAUUCGACCCUUGCAGUAGUCAGUUCGCUUCGCUUUGUGACUUUGCCGGAUCGAUAGUGGAAAACUGCCCACCUACCCCUCCCCUAACUCAACGUUGACAUUUGCGUCUCGCUUCGGGCAAAAUGUUGGGUUAGGGGAGGGGUAGGUGGGCAGUUUCCCAGAAACCUAAAUUGGUCCACUUUCCCUUAACAGAACCUUGGGCUCGCCUCGGCUCAUGCUUGUUUUCUCUUAAAGUUGUCGUUGUGUUUAUAUGCGAAGUCGGGUCGGCUCUUUUUCUGAGAUCUCUCUUUGAGCAACCGAGAUCAGGCUCGGUAAGUGAGCCAGCCUGCCUUUUCAUAUAAACACAGCGACAGUGUCAAUAGUUAUAAGGAAACAAGGCGAGGCGUUUGAUCGCGCUGUGAGCACUGAACCGAGAGGCAGCUCGGUAAAGCGGGCUAGCGCGGCUAACCUGUCUGGCUUGCCUCAUAUAAACAGGUCCUAAGCCUCAUCCGAUAAAUCCUAGCUACCUAGUUUCUCGCUUUUAUUUUACUCUAAAUGAAAAAAACUUCUGCUAAUUUACUGUAAUAUUUAAAAAAGCGUACGUAUCAGACGUAUCUCUUUUUUCGUAGAUAAGCGAAAAUGUGGGUUACAAAGGUCACAUUCUUUGCGUGGAGGCGUUUGAUCGCGCUGUGAGCUCCAACGAUGUUUAUCCUAACCCCGCAAAAGACAUAAAAAUCCUUGACGCCGGAGCAGGCACAGGUGGGAUUGGCGAGAUGUUGAAAGCUCGAGGAUACACUAAUGUCGACGCACUGGAUAUUUCCCAGGAAAUGUUAAAUUUAGCGGCCGGUAAACAUCUGUACAAGAAACUGAUCUGUGCUCCGUUGUCCGACACGCAUAUGAAGGAGAUAGAAACUGCUGAAUAUGACGUGGUGUUGUGUGCAGGCGUCAUAGUGUAUGGGCAAGUGAAGCCUGGGGCGAUUGAGCAAUGCGCGCGCUUCGUAAAACCCGGUAUGUGAUUUUCUUUUCUUGUGAGUGUAGUGAGAAGGAGUGAAUGGUUUUGUGUUGUAGUUUAACUGUGCGCGCCCUUAGCCUGUUCCAGAUAGUACAGCGCGGCGUACAGAUGGUGGGGAGCGCGUUAAGUCGAAAGCGGGAGAAACGAGGGGAGAAAACCAGGGAAGACUGACUCCCUUUUCCCCCUUUCAGUCUUCCCUCGUUUUUUAUAUCUUCGUUAAUUUUUAUAUUUUCAAUGAACGUGGAAAAAUACACGGGCCCUGAAGUUUUUGUUUACCCUAAGAAAUAUUCAUGCACUGGUCUAAAAAUGGGUGGGGGGGGUACAAAACAAAUAUUCGUUUGGAAAAAACGUCAUGCGACUGGUCUAAAAAAAUCCCAAGCCCUUCCAUAAAUUUUUUUAAUGGUCCGUUCCUUAGUAAUAACAUUAAGUUAUUGUAAACGUUGGUGCGUUCUCUCUUGAAUAUCUUAGUAUUUUCUUGUGUUUCUUUUGUAGGUGGCCUGUUUAUUUUCUCCAUUCGUUGCGAUUCCUAUGACCCUGUAGAGUACGGCUAUAGUGCCACAUGCGAGAAAUUAGAAAAAUCAGGGAAAUGGAAGCUGAUACUGAAAGAAAAACGUGAGCUUCAUUCAACACCAAACGAGGAACGAUACCGUUAUUGUUAUCUUAUCACGUAUAAAGUGCUUCAGUAACAAUUACAUCGUAGUUGAUAACUAAAACGAAACUAUUUCGCUUCCAUGACUGAGAGGUUCAACCCCCCCUCUCUAAUAUUCACGAAUAUUGUCAAUAUAGG
Porites lobata is the source of this 2024-nucleotide messenger RNA. NCBI's taxonomy places the organism in Eukaryota, Metazoa, Cnidaria, Anthozoa, Scleractinia, Poritidae. The record is from the annotation of a GenBank genome assembly.